This is a messenger RNA of Carassius auratus (goldfish), 2955 nucleotides long. Its product is annotated as brain-specific angiogenesis inhibitor 1-associated protein 2. Gene Ontology annotation, cellular component: nucleoplasm; cytosol. Gene Ontology annotation, biological process: actin crosslink formation; plasma membrane organization; actin filament bundle assembly. Gene Ontology annotation, molecular function: cytoskeletal adaptor activity; protein binding. The transcript has 15 exons. Bases 544 to 2145 code for a protein of 533 amino acids. The record is from RefSeq and is a predicted model, not a curated record. NCBI's taxonomy places the organism in Eukaryota, Metazoa, Chordata, Actinopteri, Cypriniformes, Cyprinidae.
UCUUUUUAUUGAUAGAAGGGUUCAGUUCAUGUAAAUUAAUUAAAAUCCCCCACUAAAGAGUGGGUUCAAGAAUACAAACUUAACUGUUCCUGACAUCCCUCAGGAUGGCGUCGAGCCAAACUUGAACGUUAUAACGACAGCAGUAUACACUGCAAGCACGCGACACAAUGUUGUUGUAAAUUAUCUCACGUCCGCAGCUCUGUGGUCACACGAACGCUCCUAUUAUAACCAAUGGAGCUUUUCCGUCGCGUCGCUCCUCUGGCUCGCUCGCAGCGUAGACGGUGAAAGAGGAGAGGCGGAGUCCGUCUGAAUAUCAAGCGCAGCUCUGCUCCAGUGACGAGGAUAAACGCGUACCGUGGAUUCCCGCCACUCCGGCGGCUGCGCGUGGGCAUCAGUGAGAGAGUCCCAUAUAAAAGCUCCCGCAUCCUCCUGCCUCCGACACUCUCUGUUUGAAUGAUACAGUGUCUUCUCCUCCUCCUCCUCCUCCUCCUCCUGUGUUUUCUCGGAAACAUUUUCCUGCAGUAGAAAUUCAAAUAGUCGUCUAUGGUUCUGAGUCAAGCUUCCAAAAUGUCCCGGACCGAUGAGGUGCACCGUAUAACGGAGAAUGUCUAUAAGUCCAUCAUGGAGCAGUUCAACCCCUGCUUAAGGAAUUUUGUUGCCAUGGGGAAGACUUACGAGAAGGCCCUCUCCAGUGUGACAUUUGCAGCAAAAGGCUACUUCGACGCACUGGUGCGGAUGGGAGAGCUGGCCAGCGAGAGUCACGGCUCUAAGGAUCUUGAAGAGGCAGCAUGGGAUGUGCUUUUUCAGAUGGCGGAGGUUCACAGACAGAUCCAGAUGCAGCUAGAGGACAUGCUGAAAUCAUUCCACAAUGAACUUCUCACAGAACUGGAGAAAAAAGUGGAAUUGGAUGUUCGCUACUUAAAUGCAGCUCUGAAGAAAUACCAGAUGGAACACAAAAGUAAAGGUGAGAGUCUGGAGAAGUGCCAGGCCGAGCUGAAGAAGCUGCGCAGGAAGAGUCAAGGCAGCAAGAACCCCUCCAAAUACGGAGACAAGGAGAUGCAGUACGUCGAGACCAUCAGCAGCAAACAAAAUGAGCUGGAUAAAUACAUCUCUGAGAGCUACAAGAAUGCCCUGUCCGAAGAGAGACGGAGGUAUUGCUUCCUCGUUGACCGUCAGUGUGCAGCGGCCAAAACGAGCAACGCCUACCACACCAAGGGCAGAGACUUGCUGACGCAAAAGAUCCCUUUGUGGCAACAAGCGUGUGCCGACCCAAAUAAACUCCCAGAGCGGGCAAUGCUUCUAGCUCAGCAGAUGGGCUCAGGAGCCACGGGGACGCUGGGACCCAGUGUCCACCACACCUCUAAAUCUAGCCUGACCAUCUCAGACCCCAUCCCUGGGGCCAAGCCACUUCCUGUGCCACCUGAGCUGGCAGCUCUCAUGGGGAACCAACAGACAAGGAUGAUGGGAGUAGAGGGUGUUCCCAUUGUGAAUGGCUCAGGGGUCCAUGUGGGAGAAGACUACCAACGCUGGAUGGAGACCAGAGCCGCACAUGAGAAACCGGCCCACAGACAAGGUGGAGAGACCUUCUCCAACACCCUACCUGUCCGCAAGGUUGCACCUGUAAAGCCCAAGAAUACUUUGGCAGAGACACAGACCCUCCCCAGGUCUAGCUCGAUGGCAGCUGGGUUGGAGAGAAAUGGACGGACACGCGUUCAGGCCCUCUUCUCUCACGCCGCCGGGGACAACAGCACACUCCUCAGCUUUAUGGAAGGAGACAUCAUUACACUGUUGGUGCCUGAAGCCCGGGACGGCUGGCACUACGGCGAAAACGAGAAAAACAGAAUGAGAGGCUGGUUCCCGUUCUCCUAUACCCGUGUGAUUCCUGAGCCAGACAGCAAUAAACUCCACGUCAGUUUGCAGCAUACGAGGAGCAGCAGCACAGGAAAUCUUCUGGAGAGAGAGAUGGCGUUGCCGACACCUGAUUAUGGCAUGCCCACACGCUUCCUCACCCAGCAGCAGAGCACACCACACAGCCGACAGAGACCAUACAGCAUGGCAAUGCCAGGAUUCUCACAACAAGGGUUGGAGGAGUAUGAGUCGCGAUUCCAAACGAGUGCGGAGGGCAAAUUGAUUUCGACAGUGUGAGACACCACCUUCCCCUCCGUCCACACACACUCCCCUGUCAUCCCCCUUCACUCCACCCUCAGAGGAAGAGGAUCUAGAUCCACCCUUCCCACCUUCUAGUUCCCUUAUUUUAUCCCAGUUGGACGCAGCCUAACGGAACCGGAAUGCUGAGUAUUCCAUGUUGACCUUCCUCAUUAUACGCUCCCAUCAUGAGAAUGUUGAACUUUCUUCAGUAAACAUGUUGAAUUGUCUUUAUGUAUCUCUUGCCUGUCUUUCAUGCAUGUACUGUACAUGUCAACAAUGUAUAAAUGCAUUACAUUUUGCAUCCAGGGGUCCACGGAUUUAAAGGAAUAGUUUACAUGAAAAUUUAAAUUCUGUUGUUUACAUGAUUUUAUUAUGUUUUCUUUUAUGGAACACAAAAAGACAUAUUUAUGAAAUCGAAGAAGUAUUUUUUUUUCUCCUUGCAGUGAAAGUGAAUGGUAACCAGGUUUUCUUCUAGUUUUUUUGGUCAUUUUGGAGUUUGACAUCGACUGAUCCUCAUUCACUUUCACUUGAGGGAAGAGAACAGCUCAGAAAUAAUAAUUUAUUUUUUGUUUGUUUCUGUGGAAGAUAGAAAAGUUGUUUAGGUUUGGAACAACAUGAAGGCGAGUAAAUAUAUAUCUAUUUUUUUGUUGAACAAAAAAUCUUUAAUGAAAACCAGUGUGGUAAUAUGAUUAAAGUUAUUGUUUGUAACAAUUCCAGUGGGUUUAUCCAAGUAUAAACGACUGUUAAUAAUGAAACUCGGCUGAGAAAGACCAUAUUCUGUGUUGGUAAAUUUGCAUAAAAAAUAAU